UUCAUGGCAAUAAUAAUCACCAAUUUUUAAUGAAUUUCGUGUUGAAAAUUUCCAAAAAUUCACAUCCAAACAAAAUGUUUUGUUGAUGAAAUGAAUCUAAAAUGAACAAUCCAUCAAUUAUUUGCUUAGAUACUUUUUCAUCAUCGAUUGAUUGAAAAUCUAUACCGAACAAAAACAAUCAGCCAAUUUUUAACAUCUUGAACAACGGACACGUCAUUCUAUCAACCAAUAAACCGUUAUAUUAUAUUUGCUGACCAAACAAUUUUUUUAUGUCAUUUGCUUCCGAUAUUAUUCGACGAACACACCCUUCAUUGUCAGCUAAUUUAUUCCAUAUCAUCAGAAUUUGUUUUUGUUUUAUGAAAAAAUAAUCAAAAAAAAAGCCGUGAAAUCAUGAAGGCAUUGAUUCUUGUCGGUGGCUAUGGAACUCGUCUUCGACCAUUAACAUUAUCUUUACCAAAACCAUUGGUUGAAUUCUGUAAUAAACCAAUGAUUCUACAUCAAAUCGAUGCAUUGGUUGAGUUCGGUAUCAAACAUAUUAUUCUGGCUGUAAGUUAUCGUGCCGAUAUGCUUGAAGAAUGUAUCAGAAAACAGGCCAAAGAGUUAGGAAUAAAAAUUACGUUCAGUUUGGAAGAAGAACCAUUAGGCACUGCUGGACCAUUGGCUUUAGCACGAGAAUAUCUAUCUGAAGAUGAUGAGCCAUUUUUUGUGCUAAACAGCGAUGUUAUCUGUGAAUUUCCAUUCAAAUCAUUAUAUGAAUUUCAUAAAAAUCAUGGUAGCGAAGGAACCAUUCUCGUCACCAAAGUAGAAGAGCCUUCAAAAUAUGGUGUGGUCGUUUAUGAUCAAUUGGGAAAAAUUGAAAAAUUUGUCGAAAAACCAGUGGAAUUCGUCUCGAAUAAAAUCAAUGCAGGCAUUUACAUCUUUCAGACAUCUGUGUUGAAUCGAAUUAAGCUAAAACCAACUUCAAUUGAAAAGGAAAUUUUUCCAAAGAUGGCUUUUGAAGGUCAACUAUAUGCUUCUGAAUUGCCUGGAUUUUGGAUGGAUGUUGGACAGCCAAAAGAUUUCAUCACAGGCACAGGACUUUAUCUGUCUUCGUUGAAAUCAAGAAAUAUUUUGCCCAGUGCAAAUAAUCCCGGAAUAGUUGGUAAUGUUCUCAUCCAUCCUACAGCUAAAUAUGGUCAAAAUUGUAGAAUUGGACCUAAUGUUUCGAUCGGUGCUAAUGUUGUGAUCGAAGAUGGUGUUUGCAUAAAACGUUGCACUAUUAUGAGCAAUUCGAUUGUCCGAGCUCAUAGCUGGCUCGAUUCUUGUAUCAUUGGCUGGAAAUGUCGAAUCGGCAAAUGGGUUCGUAUGGAAAAUAAUUGUGUACUUGGCGAAGAUGUUCUCGUUAAUGAUGAACUUUAUCUCAAUGGCGUGAAAGUUUUACCUAACAAAGAAAUCUCCAAAUCAGUUGCAGAGCCAAGUGUGAUCAUGUGAAAAAUGGUUUUUAUUCUUUUUUUUCGUCUUGAAAACACACCUAUUCAUUCAUCUAUUUAUUUGCAGAAAAAUUAUUUUAUUUUAUGCGAAAAUUCUAUUCUUUGGAAAUUGUAUGGUGAGAAUUUUCGAGUGCCUUUCCAAUUUUUCUUUUCUACAUUCUAUCCGUUUACUAUUUGAAAAUAAAAUUCAUCGUUUAACGUACUAUAUUGAAGGAUCCCUGAAAAAUUGACUCAUUUGCCACGUGAAUUUUGAAUACGCAUGCGUUUCGAAAAAAAUGCACGUUUUCCGUUUACUCGCUCCCUGGUAGAAGCGUGUAUUUUCACAUUUCUUGUUGGUUCUAUUUUAUUUCAAUUUCUGCGUUCGUCAUGAAACUAAUCAUGAUUCGGAUGGCCACUUUAUGGUAGCAUUUGCCCCAAGAUAAUAAAUUAUCGAAUUCAAUGAAAAUGACACUCUCUUGAUGGAUCAAAAAUGUUCGAUAUCUAGCCGAUGCUCGGGUUAUAGUUCCAUUGACACCAGGAACAUGGCCAUGAUAUCUGUAACAAUAUUAACUGUGUUUUAUAUAUGGAGCAGAAUAGACUUCCUGUGUGAUUAGCAGCAUUCUUUAACUACACUCAAAACAAUACCCCCAUUUUUGGGUUAGACUUUGUACAACCGAAGUUGAAAUCGAGGGAAAAAAAUACAAAAUGGGAGGAUAUAUAUUUCACAAGUUAAUCUUGCUGGCUUUUCACAAUGAUUAUCGCAUCCUUUGAUGUUCGGAUGUUUAAUUGAUCAUUUCGAUUUCCAUUUUGGGAUUGUUAUGAUUUUAUCAAAAUCAUAACAAUUCCCUGACAUAUACACAGAGUGAUGGCCUGCAAGUACUCGCACUUGAAAAUCACAAGUGGAAUCGUGCUAAAAAAAUUGAAUUCAUUCAACAAAUGAAUGAUUCAGGAACCAUAUUCUGGAUAUAUUCGUAUCGAUUCAUUUAUCGAAACUUGAUACCUCGAGUCUUUAGAGGUCAACGGGCAGAAAAUUGCCACUCCUAUCAUCAUCACUAUCGUAUCAGACCAAUGUCAAAUGGAUGAAAACGAGAUGGAAAUUGUCUUGGAAUCUUUUAAUGCUCGUGGUACCAAUUUGGAUCAAGUUGCAGCCCGGAAAAUGUCGGUUGAUCGUAUCAAAAUGAUUAUUGAUGAUGAAUUAAUGAAAAUCAAUAGAAUUUAUUCAGCAUUUUACGAUUUCCAAGUGUCCAAGAUUUUUUAUUCACUAUGUAUUUGUUUAUAAGCCUUUUACAUUCAUGUAUGGGUGGAAUGACACUUGAGCUUUUAAGAUUUUGAUGCAAAAAAAAUUAAAUUGUCAUGGAAAUAAAAUACAUGCGAUUCAAAUGAA
Messenger RNA from Dermatophagoides farinae (American house dust mite), 2832 nucleotides. Lineage: Eukaryota; Metazoa; Arthropoda; Arachnida; Sarcoptiformes; Pyroglyphidae. The record is from RefSeq and is a predicted model, not a curated record.